Porites lobata is the source of this 6522-nucleotide messenger RNA. The record is from the annotation of a GenBank genome assembly. NCBI's taxonomy places the organism in Eukaryota, Metazoa, Cnidaria, Anthozoa, Scleractinia, Poritidae.
AUGUCGAAAGGACCAGCCAUUGGGAUCGAUCUUGGUACCACGUACUCCUGUGUUGGAGUUUUUCAACAUGGAAAAGUGGAAAUCAUCGCGAACGAUCAAGGAAACCGAACAACACCGAGUUAUGUGGCCUUCACGGAAACCGAACGAUUGAUCGGAGAUCCUGCGAAAAACCAAGUCGCUAUGAAUCCAACUAAUACGAUUUUUGGUAAGCUUUGAACGAAUUGCGUGAGCUUUGAAUGCAUCGGUUGUAAUUGUAGCGCUUUUUGCUAUUUACAGAUGCGAAGCGUCUGAUCGGACGAAGAUUUGAUGAUCCCGCUGUCCAAUCCGACAUGACACACUGGCCAUUUCAGGUAAGAUUCUGGUGGAUUUUUUACAUUUGAAAAGAAAGGGACCUAGAAGACGAUAGCUCAGAAAGCCGGAGGCUAAUUAGAUUUUUCGCACAUAUUGUAGGGAGUUGUACAAUGCCAUGUUUCUGGAUGUUACUGUUCGCUAACUAUUGUAAACAGGAAGGCAAGGUUUAAUUUAAUUGUCUCUAUGUAGACGCUUUUGUGAGCAGUUUUCAAGAAGAAGUAUUUCUUUUUCGGAUAGGUGGUCAACGAGUCUGGCAGACCUAAGAUACGUGUGGAUUACAAGGGAGAAACCAAAACAUUCUACGCGGAGGAGGUACGCUUAAGUAAAUUGUACGGAUAAAUUGAUUUUCUGUUAAAGGUAUAAAUUAUAUUGUUUCGCAAAUAUUUAGUCAAUUAUGCAUGACCAGCGAAUUUUCUGGAAUUUUCCCAGUUGCUUAUAGAAGAAUUUAAUCCUGUUUAUAAUCUCAGGGAUAGAGUACAGAUUUUUUCAAGUCAAGUCGUGAUGUGGAAAGUGAAAGUGAAAGAGUCCCUAAAGUACCCCUGCUGUUCUUGAGAUUUAAGCGUUAGGACAAAAAAAAAGUGUUAUGUGCUAACUAUUUCUGCAUGUAUGAGUAUGUUGCACUUAAAUGUUUUCCCUCCAGGUAAAAUUGCAAAACUUAGAUCCCACGAAAGAUUGUGCUGAAAGGAUAAACCAGGCUGAAUUAUAGAAAUGAUUUGACAAGAGUGUCCAUUAUUUUCCACUGACAGAUUUCCUCCAUGGUGUUAACAAAAAUGAAAGAAACAGCAGAAGCUUACCUUGGUAAAACUGUCACUGAUGCCGUCGUCACAGUGCCUGCAUAUUUUAAUGACUCCCAGCGUCAGGCCACCAAAGAUGCUGGUAAGUAAGCCCUAGUAUCAAAGUACAUAUUCUCAUUACUGAUCUCUAUACAAUAUUGUUUUAAGACUAAGGAGAAGAAUAUGUUUACAAAUCAGGAAAUUUGAUUGUGAACAAUAUCCCAAUUUUCUUUAAUUUCUGGUAGCCCUCAUAAAACAUUGCAACCUCUGUGAAAAUAUCAUGCAGUUCUCCCUCCUCCUCCUUUACAAUGUUGACUCUAGGAAAAAUUCGGGCGGGGGGGGUGGAAGGAGUUGUGAGCAUGUGGGAAUUAAAGAAAGUCCCACAAACGCAAAUGUGUCCCAAGACUAUUGCCCAUGAUUGUAGUCAUUCUAAUUCUUAAGGAGAAAAGGCUCAAAAGUGCGAAAAACCUUAGUAAAACACGUCCAACUUGGCUAUGUUUCAAACCCUUCUAACCUAGUUUGUAAAGGAUUCCAAACAAUCUGUGAAGAAAAAUGGUUUGCAAAGAGUUUGCCAAAUUCUUCAAAAGGGUUUGUAAAAGGUUUCAACCCUCUCAAACCUAGUUUGAAGGGCACCUCAAACCCCCCAAAUCAGCGUGCAAAGAAAGUAGUGUCUGAUAGCCCGGUGCAAGUGGAUUUUGCUAUCGGGCUAGUGAAGUCUGUUGUUAACUUGCCCGAUGAGCAAGUGAAGUUUUUUGAGGAAUUCAAAUUACUUAACAACUGUGUAAUCAAUCUUGCUUAUCGAAAAGUUUUUGGGGCUAUUUGAAAUGAAUUUUGGACUAGUACAUGCUAGGUACAGCUCGCCUGAAUGGCAAGCUGUAAAACUGACUUUCUUUGCACGCUGAAGAUGCUUUUGUGAGAAAAUGUGUUUUGAUAUGGAGGUCAUGUACAGCUUUUUUUUCCUUGUAGGCGUAAUCGCUGGUCUCAAUGUCCUGCGUAUCAUCAAUGAGCCAACAGCGGCUGCUAUAGCCUAUGGCCUUGACAAGAAAGUUGGAGCUGAGCGGAAUGUCCUGAUCUUUGAUCUGGGAGGAGGGACAUUUGAUGUUUCUAUUCUGAGCAUUGAAGAAGGAAUCUUUGAAGUCAAGUCAACAGCAGGGGACACCCACUUGGGAGGAGAAGACUUUGACAACAGGGUCGUGGACCACUUUGUGGAAGAAUUCAAAAGGAAGUAUAAGAAAGACCUGACCACUAACAAACGUGCACUGCGACGCUUGCGCACUGCAUGUGAACGGGCCAAGAGGACCCUGUCUUCUAGCACACAAAGCAGCAUCGAGAUUGACUCCCUGUUUGAGGGAAUAGACUUCUACACGACACUCACCAGAGCCAAGUUUGAAUCUUUAAAUGCAAGAUACUUCGAAGACACACUGAAGCCAGUUGAGAAGGCACUACGUGAUGCUAGUCUCUCCAAGCCUCAGAUUCAUGAAGUAGUGCUGGUUGGCGGCUCCACUCGUAUCCCGAAGAUUCAGGAGCACCUCUCCAAAUUUUUUGACAAUAGGGAGCUCAACAAGAGCAUCAACCCUGACGAAGCUGUAGCCUAUGGAGCUGCAGUACAAGCUGCCAUCCUGAGUGGUGAUAAGAGCAGCGAAGUCCAGGACCUGUUGCUUUUAGAUGUCACCCCCUUGUCGCUGGGAAUAGAGACGGCUGGUGGUGUCAUGACGACGCUCAUCAAGCGCAACACAACAAUACCCACCAAACAGACACAGAGCUUUACCACUUAUUCAGACAACCAGACCAGUGUGCUUAUCCAGGUAAUUGAGCCUUUUUUGAUUAAGAAACAAAGCAAAUUAAAAACCUGAUAAUAAUAUCACUAGUUUUGAGAAAUAUGUCUGAAGACUAUCAAAACUGUCAUCUUCUGUAAGAAAUUUGGCUAUGUCUUAAGGUUGAAACACACCAUUUGACAUGAAGUUGGUGGCAAAUCACUCCUUCUGCACAGGUCAGACGACAAGUGCCAGUGGCAAAUUGCUUUGUGUAGAGAAGAAUUUUUGUGCAAAUCUUUUUAUCUGUGACAAAAUUCUGUCGUGGAAAGUAAGAGUUGAACAAAACUUCUCUAGUACACACAAAGAAAUAUGUCGAUAUGACGUUACGACGUGAAAAAUUUUAUUUAUUAAUUUUUGACCAUUUCUAGUCCAAUGAAUUUUGUCAAGAUUUUUUGUAAUUUUGAUAUAUUGACAAAGUAAUUCUACCCCAAAACAUUUCUUUUUUUGAGGGGGUCAUCGAAUCCUACCAUCCCCUUCUACCCGUAAAAAACUUUAAUGUUCCCUUAUGGUAGAAGUGCGACAGAGACAUCAUGAUAAGUGCUCCAUGCCUUCUUUAUUAAUACUAAUAUUGGUUGAAAUAAUCAGCAUGACCAUGGUCAUAGGAAAGGCUUUGCUCCAAGAAAAAUUGAAAGUAGCCCAUUCGUCUGAACUUGUGAAAUCCAGGCCAUCUGGCAUAUGAUUUGUAUAUAAAACACUAAGAUUUUCUAGUCACCCAGGAGCAAAAGCUGGGUGCUACAGCCCAACAGGCUCUGCUAGAGCACAGCCUUGUAAGGUGGAGCAAGGCCUAAAGGCUGGUUUUCACUGGUAUCGGAGUCAUAAUCAGAAGCAUGGAACUUUAUGAUUUAGUGAAAACAGUGUUCUGAUUCAUCUGAUUCUGCUUAUGACUCUGUCGCUUACGAUCAAGUGAAAACUGGAUUGUCUGGGUUACAAGCAGAAGCGGAGGAACCUAAAGCAAUCUCAAAGCAUGAGAAUGUGCAUUGUGAUUGGUUUAUCCUUCUGCUUGUUCUUCCAAUGCUGACAAUCUGGUUUUCACUAGAUCACAAGUGGAUCACAAGUGAUGGGGUUGUGGGAAGAAAAUGGAGAUUCUUCUGACUCUGUUUCCGUUGUGCUUACGACUUACGACUUCCCUUAUGACUCUGACUCUGUCGCUAGUUAAAACCAGCCUUAAUAUAAUGUUUAUUAUAAAAAUGUUAAUUUUUUCAGGUAUUUGAGGGGGAGAGAGGCAUGACAUCUGGCAACAACCUCCUUGGAAAGUUUGAGCUGUCUGGGAUCCCCCCUGCUCCGCGGGGUGUUCCACAAAUUGAAAUCACCUACGACAUUGAUGCAAAUGGCAUCUUAAAUGUGUCGGCUGUAGACAAGAGUACAGGACGUGAAAACAAGAUCACCAUUACUAAUGACAAGGGCCGCCUGUCCAAGGACGAUAUUGAUCGGAUGGUCCGAGAGGCAGAGAAGUACAAGGCUGAAGAUGAUUUACAAAGAGACAAAAUCCAGGCUAAGAACUCGCUUGAAAGUUAUGCUUACCACAUGAAGAGCACAGUAGAGGAUGACAAGGUUAAUCAUAAUUCCGUAGUAAAUUAUAAAUAAUCGUUCCUUUUAUCAUUUGCAGCGUGCAAAGAAAGUAGUGUCCGAUAGCCCGGGGCUAGUGGAUUUUUCUAUCAGGCUAGUGAAUUCUGUUUUUAACUUGCCCGAUGGGCAAUUGAUGUUUUUUGAGGAAUUUGAAUAACAGAAGAACUGUGAAAUCAAUUCUGCUCAUCAAAAAGCUUUCGGGGCUAGUUGAAAUGACUUCUGGGCUAGUAAGUGCUAGCGGGCAAACUGUAAAAAUGAUUGUCUUUGCACCCUGAUUUGGAUCCCAAUGGGUAAACUUAUUCUAAAAGGAGCACUUAAUGGGGCAACUUGUUCAGCUUUUCCUGUAACAAACUGAAUGUAUAAAUGCAAAUGUUGCGUCAAUGUAAAAGAUGAUACUUGAUUGACACCAAGCUUUACUGCAGUCAGACUCUAUUUGUGGGAAAUAAGUUGUUCUAUGUACAGUGUAUUCCCUUAUUCCAGUUUCUGAGCAAAUCUUGCAGACACUGCUAUAGGAUUCACUGGGUGUGUUUCUUUGGGAUGAUCCACAUCGGGAUCAGUAAUCCAGGAUCACUCGGAUCAUGGCACAUCAAAGGAACUAAUGAAUCCACCCUACCAUGAUCUGAGUGAUCUCAGAUCAAUGACCCUGAUCUGCAUCAUCCCAAAAGAAUGCACCCACAAAGUACAUCAUUCAAACGGUUUCUCUGACAUUGAAACCAUGCUAGGAACCAUGCUGUUGGUUGGCUUUUGUAACAAGGUGUUUACAUUUUACUCCACAGGUGAAAGACAAGAUCUCAGAGUCUGACCGAGACAUGAUUGUUGAGAAAUGUAAAGAAGCUCUCAGCUGGCUGGAGGAGAAUCCAGAAGCAAGUAAAGAUGAAUAUGAACGAAAACAGAAGGAACUAGAGGGUGUCUGUAAUCCUGUAAUUACAAAGCUAUACCAGGGCGCUGGUGGUGGUGCUCCUCCACCCCCUGGGGCGGGAGGCUUUUCUCAAGGGGGUGGGGCUGAUUCCUCUCAGUCUGGUGGACCUACUAUUGAAGAAGUUGACUAAAAAUUUCUAUAAUCAGAGUUCUGGAGUGUAGCUACUGUAGGCUAGGUUGAGUGUCGUGCUUUCAUGGGCAGUUUAUGCCAUCUUAGCUUACCAUCAAGAUAGUAAUGUCAUAGUUCAAGAUGUCUUGAAUUCUGUAUUACAUUUUUGUAGUGUUGGUGACUUAAUAAAAUGGCCUUGCGGUUUUUCAAAGGGGUACUUCACCCAUCUUUCCACCUCAUCCAAGGCACUUCUUUUGCUCUGUUUUGGAAAUUCAAUUGUUACUGAUCCCUUAAGUAAUCAUAAUUACAGUAGUGCAAAGAAUUCAUACAGGGCCAUCAACAUUAAUUGGCUAAUCCAAGAUCCCAUUGAUUGCCAAGGUGUUUUAACUUGGUUAUUUAUCAGCCAAUUAAUAGGAAUAUCUCUUUGAAAGUUAAAGUGGUGGUGGUCCUGCUUGAGUUUGUUAUGCUGUACAAACUAUUUAAACCUUUAUUGCUAGCCUUAGCCCUUUAAGCCCCAAUAUCCACAUACAAAUUCUCCAAACUGAUCUCUAUACAUGUCCUUCAUGGAUGAGUUGGGAGAAUUUGAUAAAAGAUGAAAAGCAUUUUCCCUCUGGUGAUCAUUUUAAUAAUUCUCAUAACCUAAUCUCUUGACGUUGCAUGGAUAUUGUUAGGAGAAAAUUGAUGUUGGUCACUAUUGGGACUUAAAGGGUUAAUACCAGUGUGUGUAUUCUCUGUGUGAUGCUCCUAAGGACCAUCAGGAUCUUAUUCUAGUGAGGAAAACCACUUUGUAGACUCCUGUUUCUGGGCAAUUCUUAAUUUUUGCUCAAAACUAGUGCAGGGCAGCGCUAGCCUACCUCAAAGACAUAAUCUAACCCUUGUUAGAGACAUCUGCGAAGCAACACUGAGAUCCAUUUCCUGGGCCUUGUUUUGUUAGUAUUGCGGGCUAGACAGCCCUGGAUUUCAAAUUUUUCAGAGCUUUUGUACUCCCUAA